Molecule: messenger RNA, 892 nt
Organism: Nicotiana tabacum (common tobacco)
Lineage: Eukaryota; Viridiplantae; Streptophyta; Magnoliopsida; Solanales; Solanaceae
Source: RefSeq, a predicted model, not a curated record
UCGGAUUUUGACAAAUGGGAACUUCUUGCUUGUGUUCAUCCCUCUAUAGAUUUCCAGUAGAUUAUCCAGACUGUACGGUCAGACUCGGCUAUGGGUAUAGCAGCAGUCCCAAACGACUGCAAGCAGCAACUGCCACAAUUACUGUCGCUAGCGAUGAUGUUUGUCAGGAUAAACGGACAUGCCUUUUUUCUGCUAUGCGAGCGCAGAAGCCAAUAAUAACUGCAGCAAUACUGGCGGCAGCUGCAGCAUGUGCAAUGAUAAUGGCGGUGAAUGGGGCAGAAGCGGCGGAGCAGUUAACACAACAGGAAAUAAAUGGAGAAACUUUUUCGAAUGUACCGCAAACGCUAUCUGGAGAAUGUGUUGAGGGUCAGAAAGAUUGUAAGAAGGCGAGGAUUCAACGACCUAAGUCAAGGCAAGCUGAGACUUGUACUGUUAAAUGUGUUAAUACUUGUAUUCGUGGUGGACUUGGAUCUCCUGGUGAAGGUCCCCUUAACGUUAGAAGGCCUCUGGUGGUGUUUAAGCAAGGGUUUCGCAGUCGCCAAUACUGUUUGGUGGAAUGCUCUGAUAUAUGUAAUUUGAUAAGAGAUGGUGAAGAUGGACCAUAGGCUGUACAUUUAAUCUUAAUUUUUGAAAUGUGACAGGCUUCUAUUUAUAUACUUCUACCUUUUCUUCCACCUUGCUGGUGAGGUAAGCACCAAUAUUCUUUUAGGAUAUAAGAGAAACAUUAAUGCUUGUAUUGUGAAGUGAGAAAUGGAAAUUGGAAAUUAAAAUACUAGCACACCAGUAUUUGUGGUUCUUUGUUAUCAGGUAAUACCGUAAUACUAUGGUGGUAGUGCAGAAAGGAAGUGAAAAUGAAGAAGAAUUUGAUAGCAAAGGGAUUUCAUUUCUCUUA